Molecule: messenger RNA, 1020 nt
Organism: Trichomonas vaginalis G3
Lineage: Eukaryota; Parabasalia; Trichomonadida; Trichomonadidae
Product: protein ubiquitination
Exons: 1
Coding region: 1-1020 (339 amino acids)
Molecular function (GO): protein binding
Source: RefSeq, a predicted model, not a curated record
AUGAGUCGGGGAAUUGUUCUGAACUACGAAUAUAUUGGCUCACAUAUCAAAGAUUAUAUUCAAGAGGAUACUCUCUUUAGUACAUUCGAAGUAGAAGAUAUCGAAUCAAUCAUGAAAUUCGCGAAUUUAACACCUGAUGACUUCAAUUCUCUUCUUGUGCAAUCUCAUUCUGUCAUUUCAGCAUCCAAAUUGUAUACCUGCACUCGAAAUGCAAAUAUUUCAAUAAACAACUUGCAAGAUGCCAUUUCAACACUUACAUCAGUUCAAAAGUACAUGAAGAUGCGAAUCUUCGAAGGAAUUAUUGGCUUUUUAGAACAAUCACAAAAGGAUCAAUCCAUUACAACAAAUAAAAUCGAAAAACUUCAAGCAGAUUUAAAUCAGAUCCAAAAAGAAAAAGAAAACGUUGAGAAAGAAAUGCAAACUCUUCGCUCUCAACUCAAAGAGAAAGAAGGAAACGAUUUACCAAAAGAAUUUCUUUCGAAAAUUUCCGAACUUAAAAAUUCCAAAAAUUUUGAUCAAAUCUGCAAAUUCUUUGAAGAAAUUUCAGAAAAAGGAAAUCAAAAAAUGAUGCAAAAAGCAUGUGAAGAAGAACUUUGGAAAAUACAAAAUCCUGGUUAUUAUGGUACAAAUGUACUUCAUGAAGCAUCUUACCAAGGAAAUCUAAGACUUGUUAAAUCUCUCAUUGAAUGUGGCUGUGACAAAGAAAUCAAAGACAAAGAUGGAGAUACUCCACUCAUUUAUGCAUCAGAAAAAGGUCAUCUUGAAGUUGUUAAAUAUCUUAUCUCUGUUGGAGCUGAUAAAGAAGCAAAGAAUAGUUUUGGAUGGACUCCACUCAUUUGGGCAUCAAUAUAUGGUCAUCUUGAAGUUGUUCAAUAUCUUAUCUCUGUUGGAGCUGAUAAAGAAGCAAAGGAUAAUAAUGGAUGGACUCCACUCAUUUAUGCAUCAAGAUAUGGUCAACUUGAAGUUGUUAAAUAUCUUACUUCACUUGGAGCUGAUAAAGAAGCAAACAGUAAUGAUUGA